This is a messenger RNA of Gadus morhua (Atlantic cod), 2509 nucleotides long. RefSeq names its product nuclear factor of kappa light polypeptide gene enhancer in B-cells inhibitor, epsilon (gene nfkbie). The transcript is spliced from 6 exons. Bases 374 to 1456 code for a protein of 360 amino acids. The record is from RefSeq and is a predicted model, not a curated record. NCBI's taxonomy places the organism in Eukaryota, Metazoa, Chordata, Actinopteri, Gadiformes, Gadidae. Gene Ontology annotation, biological process: cellular response to tumor necrosis factor. Gene Ontology annotation, cellular component: cytosol. Gene Ontology annotation, molecular function: NF-kappaB binding.
UAAGUUUUUUUUUCUUCUCACAUGCACGCAGAGAUCGGCGCUCGUUGUAUUCGUCUCUAUUUGGCCUGCCGCAGAGCCCUGGUAAUGUUAUCGUCGUCUUAACCAUGCCUUAUUUUUUAGUCCUACUUUUGUGCAACACUUAGCCUAUUAAUAAUUAAGCAGUGUACUUGUCUAAUACGUUAGUAUUAGAUGUAGGGGGGGGGGGGGGGCAUGAACGGCGAGCAGCUUGUGCACCUCUUUGGUUCCACAAAAGAGGGGUGCUUUCCUUGGGUCCGAUUCACCUCUGGUUCUGAGGGGAGCAGCCAGUAACAGGUAGACCUUGACAUUGACACCGACCGCCGGCGGCAGCAGCACCACCAACCCCACCAUCACCAUGGCGAGCGGUGACUGCAAGAAAGACUAUCGCAUGGAUGACAACCGCACGGACUCUGGCAUCGACUCGUACAGGUCCAUUUUGAAAGACGCGGAAGAGUCGUACGGGAAACUCGCGGGGGAUCCUGCUGAAGACAGCGAUGGUGCCGACAAGUUUUGCAGCAGCAUCAGCAGCACCGCGGACGAGCGGAUGGACUCAGCAUACGGCUCGUCGUCCCUGACGGUGGACAGUCUGUCGGAGAUCGUGGAGGACUGCAGCCUUUCUACCGCUGAAGAGACGCUCUCCAGCACGCCGACCGGCGGACUUAGCGAACAGGAGGAGAACUUUCUCACGAUCAUCACUGAAGACGGAGACACAAUAUUGCAUUUGGCCAUCAUCCAUGAGGACCAAUACUUCGCCCAUCAGUUGAUACAGUGGUUCCCCAAAGACGUCCUGGACAUCCAAAACAACCUGUACCAGACACCCCUGCACCUGGCCACCUACCUGAGCCUGCCCUCGGUGGUGCAGAGCCUGGUGGAGCAUGGGGCCAGCCUGGAGCUUCAGGACCGGGACGGCAACACGCCGCUGCACGUGGCCUGCCAGCACGGCUGGGUGGAAUGCGCCACCAGCAUGACCGGGGACAUCUCCCCCAGCAAGCUGGUCCCAGUGCUGGAGACGCAGAACUGGAAAGGUCUGACCUGUCUUCAUGUAGCGUCUCUGAACAGACACCUCCAAUUAGUGAAGCUGUUGAUGAAGAAAGGAGCGGACCUGAAUAUCCAGGAGGGUACCAGCGGGAAGACGGCACUCCACCUGGCCGUGGAGCAGCACGACCUGCUCCUGGUGGCCCUGCUGCUGAAGCAGAGCGCCGACGUGGACGUGGACGCCGCCAUGUUCAACGGCUGCACGCCGCUACACCUGGCGGUGGGCCGGCAGGAUGCCGCCGUUGCCAACCUGCUGUGCCAGGCCGACGCCGACAAGAUGGUGCGCAACACGGAGAACGAGACGCCGCUCGACCUCGCCGAUGGCAACGACGACAUCCUUGCUCUGUUCCCGUUCGAUGACAUCCAAAUCUCUGGGAGGUCAGUGGUCGCUAUGAAGUUCUGAGUUUCCUAUGGGAUGCUGAGAAUGGAGCGAUUGAGCAGCCCUCUUGGAUGUACCUAGAAGCCUGCUGUAUCUGGAACCCACUGGAGUACAAACAGUACUCCCACUCGGGUGGUCAAACUGUUGGUCUGUUUGUAAUAUAUUUCCCAUCUUUAUUGUUAUUUAUCAGAUUUUGAGGCACAUUUCUGGAUUCUUACAUAAGGUACUAAAGCUAAAUGUUUUAUUUAUCUUUUUCUUAUUAUUAUUAUCUUACAAAAUAACCUGUGGAGUGUGUGUGUGGUGGAUGGCUGGUUGAAGCAGCCUCACCUGGCCCGAGUUGGACUGGUUAGCCUGAGUUGGCGCUGAGUGGGGCUUCUGACCUCUGUGUGUGGAGUAAUCAAAGGGACACAUUAGCAACCAGCCAUCCCCACACACUCUUUCGAAUCCUAAAUAAUUUGGCAAAUUUCUCUAGAAAAUAUUCGGCAAGCAAAGGCAACUCCUCAAGAGCUUAAAAUAGUAAUGCAAAGGUUCUUAAUAAAAUUGUAAUGAUAACGACUUUUGCUGAUACUCGGAUACAUAAAAAACGUUAGGUGUUGGUGAACAUAUCAUUCAUUGUAAUGGCUUUUACCCUUGUAGCUCAAUUUAGCCUUUUUUUUGCGAUGGAGCUAUAAUGAAAUAUAAUCAGAAGUUGGGGAAAAAAAAAUGUUGUUAUGUCCCAUUUCUUGAAAGAAUUGUGUGCAGAAAUGAAACAUUAAAUUAUACAUAGUAAAACACGUAUUGCUUCUUAUUUUUUAGUGCAUUAGGAAACCUUAUAUAAAAUGGUAGUCUGGGAUCGGGUGGCUUUUUAGUUUUAUGAAACGCCUCUCCCUUUCACCAAUUGUGAGUGGCGUUGUAGGCACAUAAGCCACCCAUAGCUGUUGUGAUGUAUGGAGCCUGUCGGGCCUUAAAUCCCUCUCUGAUUUGAAGUAAAACUGCCUGGAUGUGGGAAUGACAACUGAUCCGCCUGCUGAUUCAGAAAUGCUUGCAAACUUGACAUUUUAUUUUGUAUGAAAAUGAUUAAAUUAUUCUUGGACAUUG